Molecule: messenger RNA, 6318 nt
Organism: Sitodiplosis mosellana (orange wheat blossom midge)
Lineage: Eukaryota; Metazoa; Arthropoda; Insecta; Diptera; Cecidomyiidae
Product: neprilysin-1-like
Exons: 18
Coding region: 1048-3531 (827 amino acids)
Biological process (GO): protein processing
Cellular component (GO): plasma membrane
Molecular function (GO): metalloendopeptidase activity
Source: RefSeq, a predicted model, not a curated record
CACUGAGGCAACAGUCGAAGCGAUUGAAAUUUAUUAACCAAGACGAGACGCACACAUGUCAUCAUUGGUUCAUCGGUAAACCAACCGACUGAUAUAUAUGCGAUUGUUAGCAUUUUUGCGUUUAUCAUUCAGUGUUAAGAAGUCGUUCGAAGUGUUUGGCACCGAAGAAGAAGCACGCGUGAUGCUGCAUUAAAGAAGGAAAAUCCACAUUCUCGACUACUGUCUUCAUUUGACGGACUCUCGCGCUCUCCAUUACUGAGUCGUUUACGAAACCGAUUUUCGCAAUUCUCGUAAUAGACACACAGACACACACAAACCGAUUUACUUAAGUGGUGGCUUUGAACGUAAAACCGUUUUGUUUCCAAACAACAAUCGUCGAUGGUGGUGGUGGUUUCAAACGAAAGUGUCAAGUGCCAUUUCCAUUGAGUGUGUGACUUUUAGCUGCGGGAAAAUUUUUCCAUUCAACAAUUUUCUUCCUUUGAGUUGAUUUCAUUUCAGUUUUAUUUCUGAUGUGUUAAACUCAAUUCGAUUCUCUUUUGUUGUUCGGUUUUUUUUUGUUUCGGUUUUUGUUUCUUCUUUUUUCCAAAUGCAAGUGAUCCGAAUUGCCUCAAUCAAGUUAUUAUAUAAAAAUAAUCGGAAAAUUCGAUUCGAUUUUCUCGUUUGUCGCAAAUUCUCGUGGAAAAUGAUUUUCCACAUCAAAUGAACGAAUGAAUGAAAGUAGAAAAAAGUAGCACUCGUUGAAUUUCGACGAAUUGGAUACUCGUAGUGCACACGCUGUGUGUGUGUGUAUUGUGUGCAGAGAAAGAAAAAUCGAUUUAUCUACACAUGAGAAAUAGACAAACGUAUAUGAAAAAUGAUUGAAGCGCGUACAAUGCAAUCGAUGCGGGUUUCAUUCAUUGAUUCAUAAAAUAGGUUAUUUUGAUUGUGAGUACCAUUUCACGUGUGUACACCACGAGAGAGAGAGAUAGAAAUAUAGCGGGAGCGUGAAUUAUACAAGCCUCCAACGACCAAAAACAAGAGGGAAAACUUGAUUUUCUUUUGGGGAAAAUGUUGUCAGUUGAGCAAAAUCAUAUCGAUAGUGAAUUUAACGGUGGCUUCAGCACAAUUGGUGAUUCGGAAUUGAUAAACCUUCGGCCGAGCAGUGGUCAAACACUUUUGAAUGCACACCAAUUACAGCAGCAACAAACGAAAUCGCCAUCGGCAACAGUGACAGCCAAAACACAAAACUCCACGCUGGUGCAAUCGAAUUCGAAUAGCAAGAAAUCGGUUAUGUUGAACUUUAAAUCGGGCGCGAUAAAUAGCACGGUUGAGGAGUUCGGCAAUUUCUCGACACGAUUUAGUGACACAUUUACACAAAACGGACGUCGUUACCGAUCCUGGUUACUAGCCGUUGGCAUUGCAAUCAGUUGUUUAUGUUGUUUCGUGUUUGGCCUAAGUUUCAAUUAUUUAUUCGACACGCAACCAUGUGGCGCGCAAAGGCAUCUUCGAAAAUUGUGUAUAACGGAAAAUUGCGUGAAAACAGCCUCGUCGCUACUCUCGGCUAUGAACCGAAGCGUCGACCCAUGUGAUAAUUUUUUUCAAUAUGCUUGCGGAGCAUGGAAUAAGAAAAACAUUAUACCAGAAGAUAAAAGUUCCUUUACCACAUUCGAAGUGCUAGCCGAUCAACAGCAAGUGAUACUGCGUCAACUUCUCGAAGAGCCUUUAAAUAAUGACGAUAACAAAGCCACGAUCAAAGCAAAACACUUUUAUAAGAGUUGUGUGAAUAUAACCCAAAUUCGAGAUAUUGGCGAUGCGCCAUUAAAAUUGCUACUGAAGUACUACGGUGGUUGGCCGGUGUUAGAAAAAAAUUGGAAGAAACCCAACCAAAGCUUCUCUUUGGAACUGAUGUUGGGCACAAUGCACGGCGAAUUGAAUGAACAAUUUUUGGUUUCCGUUCUAGUUGGACCAGAUGAUAAGAAUUCAACGGUUAAUAUUUUAGUGGUUGAUCAACUGAUAUUGGCACUUCCAUCCAGAGAAUAUUAUCUGAAAGGCAGUAGCAAAACUGAUUUGGUGGCAUAUCACAAUUACAUGACAAAAAUUGCGAUGAUUUUGGGCGCUGAUCCAGCUACGGUUGCUGAGGACAUGCAAGAAGUGUUGGAUUUCGAGAUUCAAUUGGCAAAUGCAUCGUUAUCGGAAAUUGAGCGUCAUGAUACAAGUUCAGUGUAUCAUAAACUAACGUUGGCUUCGUUGAAGCAGCUAGUGCCGCAAAUAAAAUGGGAUGUGUAUUUACAGACUUCCUUUGCGCCGGAAACCGAUAUCACGGACACAGAACCGAUUGUAGUGUAUGCCAUUCCGUAUCUUGUCGAAUUGGGUCGACUCAUAUCAGAGACAGAUGAGCGAAUCAUUCGAAAUUAUAUAUUAUGGCGAAUGGUUUUGUCGCUGGUCUCGCAUUUCAUCGAUGACUAUCAAUCGGAGCGAAUCGAAUUCCAGCGAAUUUUGCUGGGAAUCAAAUCGGAACGGCAUCGUUGGUCACAAUGCGUUGACUGGACGAAUAAAAAACUGGGCUUAGCGGUUGGUGCACUGUUCAUCCGUGACAAUUUCAAUUUGGAAAGUAAAGAAACGGCGCUGGAAAUGAUCCACACGAUACGAGAGGCAUUCAAUGAACUGCUAGAUGAAAACGAUUGGAUGGACGAUGAAACUCGGGCGGUGGCAAAAGAAAAGGCGAAUUCGAUGAAUGAACGCAUCGGUUACCCGGAUAUUUUGACAAAUGUGACUGAACUGGAGAAAGAGUAUUCGAACCUGACGAUUUCCGAAGACACAUUUUUCGACAACAUUUUGAACAUCUUGAAAUGGGACGCACAACGACAGUGCCAAAUGUUACGAAAACCAGUGGAAAAGCAGAAAUGGGCCACCGAACCAGCCGUUGUCAACGCUUUUUAUAACCCAAAUCGCAACGACAUUGUGUUUCCCGCGGGUAUACUUCAACCACUGUUCUACAGCAAAAACUUUCCCAAAUCACUGAACUAUGGAGGAAUUGGUGUUGUGAUCGGCCAUGAAAUCACUCACGGAUUCGAUGACAAAGGUCGCCAGUUCGAUAAAGAAGGCAACAUGAAACAAUGGUGGAAUAAUGCAACCAUUACGGCGUUCCGCCAACGCGCACAAUGCAUCAUCGACCAGUAUUCACGAUACAAAGUAAAUGAAUUGGGCCUUUAUAUGAACGGAAAAUUGACACAAAGUGAAAACAUCGCCGACAAUGGAGGGCUAAAGCAGGCAUUCAGGGCGUACAAAAAAUGGACAGCCGAGCAUGGGUUAGAUGAUGAUUUGCCGGGGCUGGAUUUGAAUCAUGAUCAAUUGUUUUUCUUGAAUUAUGCGCAAAUUUGGUGUGGAUCGAUGCGACCGGAAGACGCGCUAAGCAAAUUGCGUUCUUCUGUGCAUUCGCCGGGUGUGAUUCGUGUACUGGGUCCAUUGUCAAACUCAAAAGAAUUCUCGGAUGCGUACAAAUGUCCAUCCGGUUCACCGAUGAAUCCAACACACAAAUGCAGUGUGUGGUAAACUCACCACCACCACGCUAGCCAUUUGCAACCACAUAUUUUUUUUAACGCAUUAUCAAACUUAAUGAAUGAAAUCAAUGCUCAGCAGCAACAACCUUGUGAUCGUUAAUCGGUUUAUAAAUAUUUAAAGAAAAAACAACAACAACAACCAAAAAUGAAGAUUUUCCUCCAAUUUUCAAAGCUUUUAUCCAACAUAUUCCAUAACACAUUUCAAAAAUCGAUGUAUUUAACGGAUUUAUUCAGGCAGCACGUGCACAUUUAUCUAUAUACAUAUUUUAAAACAAAAUCAAACAACAAGUAAAUACCAACUCUUUAUCUCUCUCUGUACAUCAAAUCGUUUGUAUUUAAACUGAACUCCUUUUUUUCUAAAUGUUAAGCUUCUAAUCGUAAAACCAAAGAACAUCUAAAAUAAAAUCAUUCAAUUUAUUUAAGAAAUAUAAAUUCUUGUUGAUAGCAAAAAAUGAGGUGACUCGCAAAUUGCGAGCUGCUCAUUGUGUCGAUGUAAGCAAAUUGAUUGACAUAUUUAUUGGAUCAUUCAUUUGUACAUAUAAUAAAUAUCUGUGCGAUGCAUAUUCAAGCACCCAAGGGAUCAAGUGAUUGUUUUUUACAAUUGAUGGAUGUAUGAGCGCAUACGAAAGUAUAUUUUAAUGUCCAAAAAAGAAAGAAAAUACCCUAAAUCUUGCGAGAUUUAAGAGAGAGUCGUCCUUUGCCCGGUCGAUCCAUUUGCAUUUUACCCAUUUUCAAUUGAGAUGAAAAAUUAUGUACUGAAAAUUGUUUGAGCUAUUCCUAUUUGACAUUUUAUGAUUUCUGUUUCGACAAUAUUCCACAAAUUUUACCUAGAAUUUCUUUUUCUUUUCCUUUCCUUUUUUGUUCUUUUUCCUUGUAUCUUUUUGUUAUUGCUAAUGAAACCCCGAAUUUUGAACGAAAAAGAUUCCGUUGCAUUAAAAUUCUUUAGUGCUAUGACUAACAAUAUCCUUUAUGACCGCACAUAAAAUUUAAGACAACAAUUCUUCGCCCAAAUAAAAACUAUUUUUCUUCUCUUCUCCAUUUUCGAAUGACUCAUUUUAUAGCCCAGCGUAUCCUUUGUGGCUGUAAAAUCGUUGAAAUUCUUCAUUUCAAUCAGCAACUAUCUCGAAAUGGUUUGCAGCAAUUUGUUUUAAUGGCAUUUUAAUGGUUCCUUAAAUAUUUUCCCCCAAUAAAGCCGGCGAUGCAACAAAGCACAAAAUAGCAUCGAUAUAAAUGUAUGCAGCAGAGUGUGUACAGGUUUAGCUGAGAUUUCAAUUUGCGUGGGAUUUUAUGGAUUCGAAAAUAGACAACAGCAGCAGCAACAACAACACCAACAUAGAGAGUCAAUCCGUGCCAUGUGCUCCGGCAACAACUAACUGUUGUCGUUUCGAUUCGAUGACGCAGCGAGAGAAUGCAAGAGAGAAAAACGCGCGCGCGACAGCGGUCACCAAACAGAAGUGAUUCGAAUUGCGUUACGUGAAGAAGUAUAUUUCGGUCAUACAAACACAAUCAGUUGAAAAUUGAAUAAAACAUUGGAUUGCCUUAAAUUACGGCAUAGUGCGGCACAAUCAAAGUGAAAGUACAAACGAAAAAAAAACCGAAGGGAAAAAAAUGUCGACCGAAAUAUACAAUAUGAUUGUGAAUUGGCCGGCGAUUGCAUCGGAAAUGCAGCAGCAAGUAUCAAAUUUGGAUGCACUGCUGGAUUUUGUCGUCGAACAUGUGGGUGAAGCUGACGUUAUAUAUCGCUUCAAAGAUGUGGCCAGCAUUUUGAGUUGGCUCUGUCCCGAAGAACCGUUAUGGAAUCACAUCGUUGCCAGCGAACAAUAUCACGUCGAUGCCAGCGAUCAGUGUUACAUCGAUUCCAGCCAAUAUCAACCAUGCAACGAUACAACAAUUGCACAUGUGCUCAAACCCGGCACCAAAAUCACCAUUCCCAAACCAAGUGCCAGUGACAUCAAAUUCCAGGACAUGGAAAGUGUGCAAGCGUACCUCAGUCAAGGUCCCGCCUAUCAGUCAACUGAUGAUUCGGAAGAGGUGGACGUGACAACAUUUGAUUAUACACCGAUAUGGAAUUCAAUUGGGAAUCAAUAUCAAAUCAUUGAAGCACCACCGCCAACGCCACCAUCGAAAAGUCGAAAGAAUACCAAAAUUCUCACCGAAAAGCAAUCGAACACGGUCAAUAUCAACGCUACUGCGCUGAAGAAAGUAGCAAUGAAAGCCGAUGGUCUCGUUGAAUCAACGUACAAAUGCACCGAAUGCGACAAAAAGUACAAACAAAAAAGCAGCUUGCUACGACACAGCAAAUCACAUUUACCCAAAGAGCCCGGCGCCGAGCUCGACAAUAAACCAACAAACAAACGCACCAAUAAAAAGACCAUGAAUGGAACAACAACGCAUGCAAUCCUCCCGCUAAACACUGCCGAACCCAUUUCCACGUAAAACAACCACCAUUCGAACAAACACAUCGAUUACCGGGGAAUUAAGAGAGAAAGUGAAACACUCAAAAGGCUGAUACGCAAAAUAACAAUUGCCAAAACAAAAAAAAGUAUUAUUAAAAUGUAGUAUAAAAUAAGAACAAAAAAAAGUAUGAAUUAGAACAGAAUUUAAGGAAAAAACAGAAAUCAAAAUAGUCAUAGUGAAUAUACGGUUUAUCGAUGGCCACAUGUAAAUAGCACAACAAAAAAUGAAUAAUCGUUAAAUGUGAUUUUUUUUUGUACAUAAACAACGAGAAUAAGAUAUUGAAUAAAUACAAACAAAAAAUUGUGAAGUUGAACGAAAUAAA